GCAACAUUUGAGGAUCUAAAUGAAGCCAGAGGAGGCACGGGCAACAUCAAACACAGGGCCUCGCGCCAACCCUAAGGAGUUUUGAUCUUUAAAGAAAUAGCCAGCAGCCUUACAGGGUUUCAAGCAGCGAAUGCCACGAUUGGAUUUACCUGCCCCUUGGCUACAGAGCAGCCCUCCUUACAGCCUGGAAAAAAUGACAGAUCUCGUAGCUGUUUGGGAUGUUGCUUUAAGUGAUGGAGUCCAUAAGAUUGAAUUCGAACAUGGGACCACAUCAGGCAAACGAGUGGUAUAUGUAGAUGGGAAGGAAGAGAUAAGAAAAGAAUGGAUGUUCAAAUUAGUGGGCAAAGAAACCUUCUGUGUUGGAGCUGCAAAGAUGAAAGCAACCAUAAAUAUAGAUGCUGUCAGUGGUUUUGCUUAUGAAUAUACUCUGGAAAUUAAUGGGAAAAGUCUCAAGAAGUAUAUGGAGAACAGAUCAAAAACCACCAAUACUUGGGUAUUACAUUUGGAUGGUGAGGACUUUAGAGUUGUGCUGGAAAAAGACACUAUGGAUGUAUGGUGCAAUGGUAAAAAAAUGGAGACAGCAGUAAGUUGACCUUUCGAUUACUCUCACCAUGUGCGUGAGCGACCAUUGAAACGUUGCUGUGUUUCCUAACUAUGGAGAUUUUAUAAGUAACGAAGGUCCUCUUGGUUAAAAACAAAAAAGAGAUGAAGUAAUCCUGACUCCAAAAUCUGAAGACCUUUCCUGGGCAGUGCCUGGGGCGGUGAGAGUUUGGUAACAACUUAUGUCUGGCACCAAGCUCAUACUCUACCUUUCCUCUCCUGGACCAGCCUCUACCCUGAAAAGAGUUCCCACAUUUACAAAAUCCUGCCCGGCGCGGUGCAGCGCAGCACAACCUGCCGCGCGUCGGCACCGGGGUCCGGUGCGGAGCCCUUCGUCCUGGGACACGGGCGCGGCUGGAAAGGUGGCCGCCCCCUCGCCCAUCACGCCCGUUUCGUGGGGACCCUGGUGCUAAACCAUUCGUAGACGAUCUGCUUCUGGGUCCGGGUUUCGUACCUAGCAGAGCAGCUCCCUUGCUGCAAACUUAUUGAAAGUCAGU
Messenger RNA from Physeter macrocephalus (sperm whale), 1097 nucleotides. It is a transcript of the gene FAIM, whose product is annotated as Fas apoptotic inhibitory molecule. The coding region runs from base 131 to 592 and encodes 153 amino acids. The record is from RefSeq and is a predicted model, not a curated record. Gene Ontology annotation, biological process: negative regulation of extrinsic apoptotic signaling pathway via death domain receptors; canonical NF-kappaB signal transduction; positive regulation of neurogenesis. The transcript is spliced from 4 exons. Lineage: Eukaryota; Metazoa; Chordata; Mammalia; Artiodactyla; Physeteridae.